ACGUCAGUGUGUUGAUGUUGUGCUGGUGACGCGGCAGGCAGGCGGUGAGUCAGCGGCAGUAGUAGUACCUCCGGGUCUGGAAGUGCUGUUGGUGUUAAUAUAAAUUAUUCCACCUAACUACUGCUUUUAUAGAAAAAUGGCGCUUCCUGCAGCUCCCAAUCUGCAGUUAAACUCAGAAACACAAAGCAGCCCGAUGAAUGACGCUGAAAAUAACAUUCACAUCGAUGAGAAAGAACUGGAAAAUCUAACCAGCAAUGAUCAAGACGGUACAGCCCUCCCUCUCCAUUCUCCAUGGACAUUUUGGCUUGAUAGGUCAUUACCUGGAGCUACAGCAGCUGAGUGUGUAUCUAACUUAAAAAAGAUCUACACAGUUCAAACAGUACAGAGUUUCUGGGGUGUUUAUAAUAAUAUUCCUCAAGUUUCUUAUCUGCCUCUGAGGUGCAGUUACCACUUAAUGCGAGGAGAAAGGCGGCCACUAUGGGAAGAAGAAAGCAAUUCAAAAGGAGGAGUAUGGAAGAUGAAAGUACCUAAAGAAAGUACGACUGUAGUUUGGAAAGAAUUAUUACUUGCUACUAUUGGAGAACAGUUUGCAGACUACUGUGCAUCAGAAGAUGAAGUCGUUGGUGUCAGUGUUAGUGUCCGAGAUCGAGAAGAUGUUGUUCAAGUCUGGAACGUUAAUGCAUCAUUUGCAAGUGAAGCAACUAUUUUAGGAAAGAUCUAUGAGCUUCUCCCACACAUAUCUUUUAAGGCAGUAUUUUAUAAACCUCACGAGGAACAUCAUGCUUUUGAAGGAGGCCGUUCAAGACACUAGCCGUACCUUGUCCAAAAUUUACACUUCUGUUGUGUCUCUUCAGUUGAACAUAGUGUACUGGAUUUCACCCUUGCUGAAACAGUACUUAAAUUGGUUUCUUAAAUUGAAACUCUACAUAAUUUGUGGUAAAACAUCAAAAGCAACCAUCUCAAUUUGUAAAGUUUGGCAUAAUGUUACAAUUUAUAAAUUGCUGUGUAUGUUAUAUUUUAAGUGCUAAAGAGAUUUUUUUUUUUUCUUUUAACCAUUCCCUCAUGUUUGCCAUUUUUCCUAACCAUGAACUUUUUGGGGUCGUUCCUGCUCUUCCAAGUGGUUUUGUUCAAAUACGUUGAUUUUGUAAACAACUUUAAGUAGAGCACAUGGGUAACAAGCAGCUCAUUCUAAUGUUUUUGUACAAGUGUGCAUACUCGCUUGUAUAACUUUUAAAUGACGGCUGUUUUAAAUCAUAAUCUUGAUCCAUUCCUAGUGGUAAACGAAUACUGUCUUUGUCCCAUGGGAAGAAGUAAUGCACUGCAGUUUUUUUUUAGCUCACAGGUGUAUAAAUUUUAAGUUUUUUUGUAAAAGUAUUGCACUGAUUUUUCACAAUAUCAGUAGCACAUAAAUACUGUAGUGGUAGUUGCUGGUUUGCUCUUGUUUCUCUGCUGUGUUUACAAUAUGGUGAUUUAGUUUAUUCUUUGUGUGUGCCAAACAAUUUAAGUAUUUCAACUGGCAUCUGCACAGUAUUUUUUGAAGAUACAGUAAUAACAUUGCCAGUGCUUAAAUAUAACCCCAGUGUGUCUGUCUAUUGUGCAGUGGAAUCUAUGAUUUGAUUUAAAUGACUAUUAGACAAAGGUUAUAAGUGUGGUCUCCAUGUAACCUGUUUUACAGCAACUUUCUUUAAUACAUAUUACUUAGUGUGAUAGUCACUUUUUUAAAUUGCAGAUAUACAUACUUUCACACUUGUGCCAGUCAUUUCACAUAAAUUGACUGAUUUAAAACAGUGACUUUCACAGAUUCCACUGUGCAAUGUAACAUCUCAAUACAAGGUGCACUGUAUUCCCCUGCAUGAAAUGUCAAAUGUUUCAGAGUAGACAAAGUAGGUUUGAUGUGAAAAUCCUUAGCACAAAGAGUCAGUAUAUUAUGUGUACUGUAUUUUAUGUAAUAAUACCAUGUCAAGAUUGUAGCUCUCUUUGUUUUGUCACCAAAUUAAAACAGUUUGAAUGGGCCUUGCUUGUAUUGGGGGAAAAACAAUUGGCCAGAUUUAUACUGUCACAGUACAAGUUUAUAUUGAACAGUGGUGUACAUCCAAAUGCCUGUAUUGUCACCUUGGAUUGGGAGCUGUUUGUACAUAUCAUUGCUAUGUAACCCAAAAAUUAAUAUUUUAAAUUGUUACAUGGUGUAGAGUACAACACUGAAAAGCUAUGAAUGUACACUUGCCCUACCAUCAUUAUUCCCAGAUAACAUCUAGUUUGGAAUUUUUUGCUAUAGAGUUGCUAAAACACCAAGGAGUUCAAGACAUUCAUUAUUUUAGAUUUCGUUUUAUAAACUUUGAAUCUUCAAAAAUAUUAAAAUGCCCAUAAGUGUUUCAAAUACAUUGUCAACAUAGAUUAAGGUGAGUUAUGGGUGGCCAGCUUUUUUAUCACUUGGGUCUAUCAAUGUGAAAAUGCACUAAAGCACAAAAAUGUUAAACUUUGAGUUUAAAGUUAUAUUUUAGUAAACAUACAUUAGGCACAUCAAUGUAAUCCAGAUUUCUUUUUUUUAAUACAGCAGUUGUAUGAAGCAUCCUUUAAAGUAUAGAAUUAGAUGUUUUUUAAUAAGUAUAUAUAAAUAUGUAAAGAUAGUUGUCAGAUAUGAGACCUUGUGAAAGCUAAUAAUGUUCAUAAUUUACAGAAUGUGCCUUGUGUUCUCCCAGGGUUUAAACAUUUAUAGAAUGUGAUGUUUAUUUGAACUUCUUUUUAAUAGUUCUUCUGUAUAUGAAAUAUUUUUUUGCUUCUAGGUUGAAAAAAAACAAUUCAAA
Molecule: messenger RNA, 2804 nt
Organism: Polyodon spathula (Mississippi paddlefish)
Lineage: Eukaryota; Metazoa; Chordata; Actinopteri; Acipenseriformes; Polyodontidae
Product: eukaryotic translation initiation factor 4E type 3
Exons: 7
Coding region: 137-811 (224 amino acids)
Biological process (GO): translational initiation
Cellular component (GO): eukaryotic translation initiation factor 4F complex
Molecular function (GO): translation initiation factor activity; RNA 7-methylguanosine cap binding
Source: RefSeq, a predicted model, not a curated record